Molecule: messenger RNA, 768 nt
Organism: Wyeomyia smithii (pitcher-plant mosquito)
Lineage: Eukaryota; Metazoa; Arthropoda; Insecta; Diptera; Culicidae
Exons: 1
Coding region: 1-768 (255 amino acids)
Source: RefSeq, a predicted model, not a curated record
AUGGGUGCAAACACUAAGACCAGUCAGGUGACAGUUCGUCUUGAGCGUUUAGAUGAUCUUUGGGAAAAAAUCGGCGACGUCAUCAACGAGAUAGAGUCUCACGAGGAAUAUGAAGCAGAAGAAGAUUCACUUACUAAAGAGAGGAUAAUCUUCGAAGAUCGGUACUAUGAGAUGAAGGCAUCUUUGAUAGAUCGGAUCAAGGAGCGUCGAGAACCUGGUACAUCGGAACAGUCGAUUCGGGGAGCUGAAACCACACUGGUGUCAUCGGGAGAGCAUGUACGGCUACCGCAAAUAAAAUUGCAGAGCUUUGAUGGUGAUAUUGACGAAUGGCUCAGCUUCAGAGACCUUUUCACGUCACUCAUACACUGGAAAGCUGAUCUAUCGGAAGUGAAAAAGCUACACUAUCUCAAGGGCUGUCUCGAGGGAGAAGCCGAGGCAUUAAUUGAUCCAUUGAAGCUAACUAAGGGGAACCACACUAUCGCUUGGGAAACGCUACUCAAGCGAUAUAACAACAGUAAACUGCUUAAACGAAGGCAAGUGCAAGCUUUCUUUAAGCUGUCGGUUAUAUCAAAAGAGCCAUCAUCGGAACUUCAUAAGCUGCUGGAAUGGUUUGAUACAAUCACUCAAAUCUUGGAUCAAGUCAUUGAACCUGGUGACUACAAGGAUCUUUUGCUAAUUGAGAUUCUCAGCUCGAGGCUUGAUACCUACACCCGGAGGGGAUGGGAGGAACUGUCCUCUACUAAAAAAAGGACACUCUCAAGAAUUUAA